Messenger RNA from Phyllostomus discolor (pale spear-nosed bat), 2280 nucleotides. It is a transcript of the gene TMEM95, whose product is annotated as transmembrane protein 95. Gene Ontology annotation, cellular component: acrosomal membrane; sperm plasma membrane. Gene Ontology annotation, biological process: fusion of sperm to egg plasma membrane involved in single fertilization. Lineage: Eukaryota; Metazoa; Chordata; Mammalia; Chiroptera; Phyllostomidae. The record is from RefSeq and is a predicted model, not a curated record.
CAGGUUUACCCCAGCCAGGAAUAGAGCAGUGGCACUAUUUUGGAAUGCUCUAGAACCUCCAGCUGUUUUGGAACACCUCUACAACUUCCAGGCAAAGGGCUAGAACCAGGAUCACAGAGCCUUCAUAGCCCAGGUGGGGCCAGCUCCCUCCCUCCAGCACCCCCCAUUGGGCUUCAUGUGGAUGCUGGUACUGGGUGGGGCUUUCCUGGCAGCUGCCCGGGCCUGUGUUUUCUGCCGCCUCCCAGGCCGUGACUUGUCGGGCCGCCUGGCAUGGCUCUGUAGCCAGAUGGAGGCCCAGUGGAAGGACUGUGAAGCCUCCUGGAACUUCUCAGCCUUUGCCUUAGAUGAGGUGUCCAUGAACAAAGUCACAGAGAAGACUCACAGAGUCCUGAGGGUCAUGGAGAUCAAAAAGUCUUUCUCUUCACUCCCCUUAUAUUGGCAAUGGCUUCAAAAGACCAAGCUCCCUGAGUACACCAGAGAAGCUCUCUGCACUCCUGCCUGUUGGGGCAGCACCAUCCUGUACAACUGUUCCACCUGCCAGGGUUUUGAAGUGCACUGCUGGCCCCAAAAACGCUGCUUUCCAGGUCUUUACUCUCUACCUUGCCUCACCUCACCCAGAUCUCUGAGCUCCCAAGCUCCCCCAGUGUCAACGGUGGGGUCCUCUUUCAUUGUUUCCUGGGUUCCCCACAGGAAGUCACGAUCUUUGGGAAGCCAGGAUUCUGCUCCUCUCUGUCUUUGGAACUGUCCUGUUCCUGGGUGUCCUGAGCCUUGUGGUGGAGUGAGUUGGGGAAUAAGGGCAGGAAAUAGUCUCACUGCCUCUGACCCACCCAGUACCUUCUACCACCCAUCCUUCCUCUUUCCAGUCAGUCCCCCUCCCUUCCCUUCCCAACUUCCCACCUCCAUCUUCCCUCAGGUUCCACCUCCUCGAAGUAAAAAGGGACUUAUGAAGAUGCUAACAGACCAGCCUCCAGCUGUAAGGGAGGUGUACCCACAACUUCCACUUCCCUUGAGGGGGGCAGCCAGCCCCUUGGUUCCAGUUGCAGAGGUUCAGUCUUCCAGACUUUGAAACUCAGAUGUUCUUACAAUCCCACUGUCAGAGGGCCUCCAGGAACCCGGGCAGCCACAGCUGGAAAGUUUCUCCCUGCCUGCCCUCACCCAAUCAGAUAGGGCAGUCACCAAUGCCAGGAAAAUAUCUACAGAAGGAAAGAAUCCCCUCCGCACACACUGCCACUCCCACCCCCUUUCUGCCUGUUCCCGUAAAGCGGGGCUGUUUGCCCCGGAAGCUACUCUUGGCUCUCCUGUGACUGAUUGGGAAUGCCGGGAAUGAGUGUUUUGGAGAACUCCCUCCCUCUCUGAGUGAGACCACAUCAGUAAGUCUGCUGCAUGCUCUCCCUCCAUUUAACAUUGUGAAGCCCUGGCCUCCCACAAAGGCUUCCCUCCUGCCAGGCCCAACUAAACUUGUUGUGAAAUGGCCUCCACCCCUGCCUGGGCUCGGGCUGCGACUGGGGCGGGAGGGAAGACAGGAAACUCAAUGAGCACAGUGGUUCUCCACCAGGGGGAUUUUGCACCCCAUGAGACAUUUGGUGACAUCUGGAGACAUUGUUGAUUGCUUUGAUUGGGGGCAGAUAUGCUACUGGCAUCUAGUGGGUAGAGACAAGGGAUGCUGCUCAACAUCCUGAAAUGCACAGGAGAGUCCUCUCCAGCAAGGAAUUAUCCAUUCCAAAACAUCGAUAGUACGUGGUUAGAAGGCCUGGUGUUUCUUCCCUGGCUGUCAGGAGUUUGGGUUUGGGAGAUGAGAGAUGGGACGAGAAAAGAGACACCUGUCACCAACCACAGAGCCUAGCCCCAGAAGGGAUCCUGGCCCUCACCUGGCUCAGUAGUUUUCAGAUUGGGUACUUAGAGGCUCCAGGGUCAAAGUUCUCAACAAGCUGCACAUUGGAGUCACCUGGGAAACUUUACAAAUUACCCAUGCUUGGAUCCCAUCUUCAGAGAUUCUGAAGUUAGUGGUCUUGUAUGGGGCCUGGCUAAUCUAACUUAUAGCCAGGGUGGGAACCACUGGUUAGGGUGUACCCAUAAAGGUCCUGGGAUGGGGAGAGAAAUGCCUAUGCCUUUCAGGAGGGGCUCUUUCAUGUUGUUUUACAUGUUCUAGUCCAAACCCGGUAUUUCUCUCUCACACACACACACACACACACACACACACGACCCAGAGAUCAUACAGCAAAUUUUACAAACUGGCCCAAGAUCAUACAACUCAUUCAUCCACUCAUUUGACAAGUAAGU